AUGCAGCAAGUAUCCAUCUCAGUCCUCAACACGCCUAGAAACAAGAAAAAGAUUACAGAGGAGUUAAAGCAUUUAGACAUUGCUCACCCCGAGGUUCAACAAUUGCGUAUUCUUGUGCAUGGCCCAGUUGGUGCAGGAAAGUCCAGUUUCAUCAGCUCCAUUGCAAGUGUCUUUAGGGGUCGCAUGGUUCAAGCUGCUUUGGUUGAAUCGUCUAUUGGCGGCUCCGGCCACAGCUUCUCCACAAAGUUCAAAUCAACAAAAUUCAAAGAUAAAGACAGGAACGUCCUGCCUUUCGUCAUCAGUGACAUCAUGGGACUGGAGGAUGCAGAAGUGGCUGGGGUUCGUACUGAUGACCUUGUGAUGGCUCUGGAAGGUCAUCUCAAAGAUGGCUACCUUUUUAACCCUGCAGGAUCUGUGCAAAAAGAGAACACAUUCUACAACAGUUGCCCGACCCUGAACGAUAAAGUCCACUGCCUUGUCAGUGUUGUACCAGGAGACAAAAUUGGACUGUUGAAUGAUGGACAGGUCCAUACUGUCAUCCAAAAACUCCGGGAAAUCAGAAAGAAAGCCACUGCGCUGACAAUCCCUCAAGUUAUUGUCAUGACAAUGGUGGAUAAAGCCUGUCCUGAAGUCAACAAAGAUCUGAAGAUGAUCUACAGGAGCAAGAAGAUCAAAGAACAGAUGCUGGAAUGCCAAAACAAGUUGGGUGUCCCCAUGAACUUCAUUUACCCAGUUAAGAACUACCAUGAGGAAGCUGAACUGUGUGAUGAUGUUGAUAUUCUGCUUCUCUAUGCUCUGAAGAACAUCCUCAACUUUGCCAACGACCAUAGCCCAUACAGAAACGUUCUCAUUCUUUUCCUGAAAAAGACCCGGAUGAAGAAAACUAGCUCCUAUCUGCAAGAGAUAGUAAACACAUCAGACACUACGGUUCGUCUGGUCGUAGUUCUAGCAGACAGCUGCGCUCAAAACAAACUUGACAAAAUUCCUCAAGUUGUUGUCAUGACGAUGGUUGAUAAGGCCUGUCCUGAAGUCAAGAAAGACCUGAAGAUGAUCUACAGCAGCGAAAAGAUCAAAGACAAGAUGCAGGAGUGCUCUAACAAGUUGGGUGUCCCCAUGAACUAUGUGUAUCCGGUGAAGAACUACCAUGAGGAGACUGAGCUGCGUGAUGACAUCGACGUGCUGCUCCUCUCCGCCCUGAAACCCAUUCUUACCUUCGCCAAUGACCAUGUGGACAGUCCAACUUCGCAGAGGCCAAAUUUCAACCUCCCGAAAAGAUUGAGUUCCUUCAAAAUCUGA
This is a messenger RNA of Engraulis encrasicolus (European anchovy), 1296 nucleotides long. RefSeq names its product interferon-induced protein 44-like. The transcript has 10 exons. Gene Ontology annotation, biological process: immune response. The record is from RefSeq and is a predicted model, not a curated record. The coding region runs from base 1 to 1296 and encodes 431 amino acids. NCBI's taxonomy places the organism in Eukaryota, Metazoa, Chordata, Actinopteri, Clupeiformes, Engraulidae.